ACAUGGGGACGUCACAGUAGGCCCUGCGUGGGACGUCACGGGAAAACCCCGCGAGCGUGCUUUGGGAAAACAGGCACGUGCAGGAGCGCCGGGCGCAUCUCGGCGGCUUGGGGCGGUGCUGAGAGGCAGCGGUGGGCUUGUGUGGGUAGGCACCGGCGUCCUACGACAAAAAGCGAAGCGGCAAUAAGGAUCAAGAAGCCUGGGUUGAGCCAUCCGGCCUCUGUUUAUAGAGAAAAGUCUACCUGAUUGACGAAAACCCGACAAAGAACUGCAAAUAAAAAGUUUUUUUUUGUUGUUGAAAAUAUUAAGGGACGAAAAGCCCCUCAAAAAUUUUGAGGUUGGUUGUGAGUGAAACAAGCCCUCCUGGGGCUCCUAAAAAGGUUGGAAGCGAAGAAGUGCGGGGUAUGCACUACCUAGCCAGCAGCAUCCAUAGCAUCAGCAGCUAAAGAUGCCUCAGCCCGUGAAAAAAUGCAUUUGCGACCUGUGCUCUUGCGGGCGCCAUCGUUGCCCACAUAUUCCUACCAAGAUUUAUGAACAAUCAGAAAGCAAAUGCCAUCUUUCAGAGUACACAGAGAAUUAUGGUAUUCAUCAGUGUUAUCAUCCAAGAGAAUCCUUCAAGCCCAAGUUAGAAUAUCAAAAAGGGUCUGUACCAAUGGAAGGCGUCUCUACGUCAAAGAGAGAUUAUGGCCUUCACAGAGUAUUACCAGUGAAGUUAAAGCCACCUGAGCAAUGCACCCCAAAUGAAGAGAAUAUGGAUUUAGUCACAACAUAUAAACAGGAUUACAAUCCCUUCCCUGUCUGUCGAGUAGAUCCUGUCAGACCACGUGAAAACAGAUAUCCAUGUAAAGAGAGGAUGGAAUCUCUGGCCACAUAUAAAGCUGAUUACGUGCCCUGGAACCAACCAAAACGAGAGCUGAUAAAACCAGAUCAAUCCUAUCGCCCAGCAACAGCAAAAUUUGAUUAUAGAACCACUCACCAGGAUGAUUUCCCCUUCAGGGGCCUAGUGACCACAGUGAGUUGCAAGCCCCAUUAUCAGCAAAAGACAUGCUCCCUACCCUUGGAAGACUUGACCAACUACAGGCUGAAUUACGUGGUGCAUCCAGUAGAGAAACGAAUUCCAAUGGAGGUCAGCAAAUUCAAGCCCUGUGACAUCCCCUUUGAUGGCCUCACUACUCACAAGGAGGCCUUUAGGGGAUUGCUUGGGGAGCCUGCCAAGUCCCUGAAACCUGACCCCAAGAUUGCCAGUUGUGACAGCCCCUUCUCCAACACAACUGAGUUUCGGGAAAAGUACCAAGUAUGGCCAAUACCCCACCUGUACUCUCGGCCCCCUGUGGUUUACAUGCCCCCAGAUGAGAAGAUGGACCUCUUGACAACAGCCCAGGCUCACUACAUUUAUCAUAAAGGGGCCCCUGCCCAAUGCUGCCGUCCUGUGAAACAACCUAAGAAAUCAGGGUGCUUUGAAGCCUCCACCACCAACAGGGAUGACUUCAAGCAGUGGCCCACUGCCAAGCAAGAUCCCAUCAAGCCCAUCGCUCAACUCAACUUGCCCAAGGAUCCCAUGGACUACCUCACCACUACCAAGACCUACUUUGUGCCUCAUCCACCCAUUAUCACAAAGAGCUGUAAACCUUUCAUUCCCCCUGCCCGGUGUCAGGUCCCUCUGAUAGGCGAAACCACUUACAACAUCAGCUAUACUCCUAAAGAACCUGUCAAGUGCCUUGCUUCAUAUCCUGAGCCACCAGGCUACACUUUCGAUGCAGUGGAUGCAUUUGGCCACAGGGUGUAUCGCCCUGUGCCCCACUUGGACCAACUUGGCUCAAGGAAGAACAGUUGCCUUUCUACAGAUAGACCAGAUGGUCCCAACCAAAGGGAGCUGGCAGUGACAGCUUGAUUCUUUUUCCUUUUUGAAAAAUUUUUCUCACAAAAUUUCUAAAAUUCACAGUACUUAUCAUUCAGUCUGUUGAGAUUUAUUCCUAGAAAAACUUUGACCUUCUCAAUAAUUCCCAGGGGUUUGUUCCUGCUGGAAAAUCUGAAUAAAUGACAAUCAGUUUACUUUGGGAAAAGAUAGUUAAUCGCUGAUGAUUGACUAAUUUCCUCUCUUGACCCUUUCCCCAAGCAACCCCACACUUCCCAAAUCUCAUGCUUUCUUAUCUUUCUUAAAGAUGGAUGGGAGUGAGUUCUCUCAGAAGCUAAUUUCUUACAUUUGGAUGUAUUAUGGUGAUUCAGUCAUUGUAUUAAUAAUGAAAAUACACUUGAAUCCUGACAAGGUUAAUGAAUAAAACAUAUUUUGGGGAAUUGGCUUUUUUAAAUGAUGUGUCUCUUCACACAUACAUUGUACAGGUAGUAGAAUAUGGGGAGAAAAUUGGUACUCUUUGAAACUAAGAAACUUGUCGGGUUUGGCUUGAGUUUAAAUGAGUUCCUAUAAUCAAACGUAUUGGUGGAAACAGGCCUGAAAACUAAUUAUCCCAAAUCCUAGGUCAUUGCUUUUUCCAUUAGACCAGAGUUUUACUACCUUUUUCCUUGCGUGGGUCACAGGACCAUAGAUUUAGAGCUGGGAGGGGGAUCAUUUGGUAACCUUGCACUAGGCUCUGUCUACCUGUAGGAAAGCUGCUGGCUUACUCUGAUAUAACCACUUUGGAAAGUUAAUGAGAGCUGUGUGAUGUUCAACAUGCAGUGGUCUGUC
This is a messenger RNA of Phascolarctos cinereus (koala), 2683 nucleotides long. It is a transcript of the gene SAXO1, whose product is annotated as stabilizer of axonemal microtubules 1. Gene Ontology annotation, cellular component: centriole; ciliary basal body; sperm flagellum. Gene Ontology annotation, molecular function: microtubule binding. Lineage: Eukaryota; Metazoa; Chordata; Mammalia; Diprotodontia; Phascolarctidae. The record is from RefSeq and is a predicted model, not a curated record.